This is a messenger RNA of Ictidomys tridecemlineatus (thirteen-lined ground squirrel), 912 nucleotides long. The record is from RefSeq and is a predicted model, not a curated record. Lineage: Eukaryota; Metazoa; Chordata; Mammalia; Rodentia; Sciuridae.
AUGGAAGUGGGAAACCGCACCGUCCUGACUGAAUUCAUCUUGCUGGGCCUCUCUGCAGAACCCCGGUGGCAGCUGAUUCUAUUUGCAAUAUUUCUGACACUCUAUUUGCUAACCUUGUCAGGGAACAUGAGCCUGGUCAUCUUAAUCAGGAUAGAUUCCAAGCUGCAUACACCUAUGUACUUUUUCAUUGGCAGUCUGUCUCUUUUGGAUUUCUGGUACACCUUUGUAUAUACUCCUAAACUCUUGGCCAACUGUAUCUCAGAAGACAGGCGCAUUUCCUUGGCUGGAUGUGGGGCUCAGUUUUUCUUUUCCUGUUUUGCAGCCUACACUGAGUGCUAUCUCCUUGCAGCCAUGGCGUAUGACCGCCAUGUAGCAAUUUGCAAUCCAUUGCUUUAUUCAUCGGGUAUCAUGUCCUCUUCUCUCUGCAUGGGUCUUGUUGCUGGCUCUUACAUAGGAGGGGUUUUAAAUGCCGCAGCCCAUACUGCCAAUACUUUCCGGCUGAGUUUCUGUGGCAAAAAUAUCAUUGAUCACAUUUUCUGUGAUGUUCUACCCUUGAUAAAAAUUUCCUGUUCAGAUACUAGAGCAGCUGUGAUCAUCCUGUCCAGUAUGGUUGGCUUCACUGUCCUCUCCUGCCUUCUUGCCAUCCUCAUUUCAUAUUUCAACAUCCUCCUGGCCAUCCUGAGGAUCCGCUCAGCCUCAGGAAGAUUUAAAGCAUUUUCUACCUGUGGUUCCCACCUGGUCUCGGUCAUGCUCUUCUAUGGCUCCUUGCUCUUUGUUUAUUCGAGGCCUACUUCCAGCAACUCCCAGGAGUCAGACAAAGUGGCUGCCCUGUUCUACACCAUCAUCAACCCAUUGCUCAACCCUCUCAUCUACAGCCUGAGAAAUAAAGAUGUCAAAGAGGCCUUCAAGAAA